AUGACAUCCUCCAAGACUUGGCUUGUCACCGGUGCAUCUUCCAUUCUCGGAGCCGCAGUGGCCGAGACGGCCCUACAAGCCGGACACAAAGUGAUCGCCACGGCUCGCAACUGCACCAAAGCAGCCGAGGACAACCCGCGCAUCUUGCAGCUUGGAGGAAGCUGGAUUGAGCUCGACGUGGCAUCCCCCAGCACCACUAAAAUAGUGGAGGACGCAGUCAACAAGGCUGGCGGUGUUAUUGAUGUGGUUGUCAACAACGCCGGAUACUCGCUGUUGGGCAGCAUUGAGGACAUGAGCGAGGAUGAGAUCGAGGUCCAAUUUAGCACAAUUGUUUACGGGCCCGUCCGUGUGUUGAAGGCAGUCCUCCCUUUCAUGCGCAUGUCUGAAAGCCUUGCACGAGAACUACAGCCGUUUGGAAUUCGAGUACUCGUCGCCGAGCCGGGAUCACUCCGAACAAAUUUCUGGAGUGCCUAUGUUGAGCCUCGCGCUGGCAUGAACAAAGCAUACGUUGGGACCCCCUGGAAAAUGUCCUUCGAGCUUUCAAGACGAACACAAGGACCCAGCCAGGCGAUGCUGUCAAAUGUGCUCAAAGAAUUCUAG
Messenger RNA from Penicillium cinerascens, 600 nucleotides. Its product is annotated as putative short chain oxidoreductase/dehydrogenase. The transcript has 2 exons. Bases 1 to 600 code for a protein of 199 amino acids. NCBI's taxonomy places the organism in Eukaryota, Fungi, Ascomycota, Eurotiomycetes, Eurotiales, Aspergillaceae. The record is from RefSeq and is a predicted model, not a curated record.